This is a messenger RNA of Penicillium hordei, 921 nucleotides long. RefSeq lists its product as uncharacterized. Lineage: Eukaryota; Fungi; Ascomycota; Eurotiomycetes; Eurotiales; Aspergillaceae. Bases 1 to 921 code for a protein of 306 amino acids. The record is from RefSeq and is a predicted model, not a curated record. The transcript is spliced from 2 exons.
AUGUCUGGUUGUUGUCCCUGGAAUUGUUUCGGUCUCUGCCGUCGCCGUCGCCCCAGAUCCACCAGUUUCGGCCCCCCUGGCGGCGAUGAUCCUAUCGAACUACGAUACAUAGCCCCCCCUCCUCCGCUAGUCGUACCUGUCCCCCCUGCUUCCUCCCCUUCCGUAAACCCCAACGAUUAUCAGUACGGCGAGCGCGAGAUGUGGGGACACUUGCGACAAAGAUGGAUCGAUAAUGCAAACGAGCCCAACUGUACAGUACAGCUACCAGAGUUUGAAUUUAGAAACUUGACCCAUGCUAAACACCGGUCUCAAAGAUGGACAUCAAAUUUCAACCGCUGGAUUGAAAGACCCCGCGCUCUCCAAGAGGACCUCGCGGAUUGUGGGCUCCCUGUAGGUGAACAAAAUUACCACGAUGUCAAGAUCUCAAAGGAAAGUGUCAUUGCGCACCCGCAAAGAGGAAGGGGAACUAACUUUUAUCAUAUCACGACUGCAAUGGGAGUUAUUGUGCUGAGAAAUGCUUACAGACACGAUGGGCCUUGGUGGAGUCAAAUCGCCCUCGCGCUGUACGAUGUUCACUUCGCCCGGAAUGUCUUGAGACACAUCUACCUCGAAAACGUUGUCAACGACGAUACCACCGACUGUAUACGAACAAUUUGGGCUGAAACUCAACCCCCUAACUCCCAAAUGUUUGACAUAUCUCCAGCAGCCUUAAAUCAGGUGACCUGGGAUUUCGAUACUCCCGGAUAUAAGGCCAUUCUGGGUACAGAGCUUGGGAAAGGAGCGGCUGCUAUUGUUUUGUCGACAUAUCCCAGAGGUACACAUCGUAUCACUAGAAUCGUGGUCUGGAGGUAUGGUGUCUUGCAGAUACGAUUUGAUAUUGAAAACAAAUCUUACAUACAUGUAGGCAGUGGAGAUUUAUAG